Molecule: messenger RNA, 5743 nt
Organism: Neoarius graeffei (lesser salmon catfish)
Lineage: Eukaryota; Metazoa; Chordata; Actinopteri; Siluriformes; Ariidae
Gene: oma1
Product: OMA1 zinc metallopeptidase
Biological process (GO): protein quality control for misfolded or incompletely synthesized proteins; mitochondrial protein processing
Cellular component (GO): mitochondrial inner membrane
Molecular function (GO): metalloendopeptidase activity
Source: RefSeq, a predicted model, not a curated record
UGUUUUUGAUGUAACACUCGACCUCGACUAAACAGCUGAGUGGAAUGUCAUUGAAGUGUUAAAUAUAAAUUAAAUAUCGGUAACAGUCCGGUAAACUUGAAGUGACUGGGAUUUUGUUCAGAUGGUUGAUCUUAUCCAGGUGAUUGUCCUUCGUUCCUGAGCUAAGUGUGUCCGGCUAUUACAAUAAUAACCAAAUAAACCGCACCGACUAGUUUCAGCUUUGCGGAAGUUACAAGUCUAACUUUCAAAACUCCAUCGAACCAAACAUCUAACUCGGGCUCGUACUGUUACAAAUCAACUUUUCUACUCUCAGAAAUUAUAUAUUGCACAAACUGUUGUGUGCAUUGCUGCAAUUAAUUAAUGAGCUGCCUCAUAACUGACCGCUGGCUAUAAUCCGGUAGGUCGCAGUUUAUAGAAAUGGCUUUAAUCUGCGUUCGUUUUUCUCAAACGGCCCCAUGUUCACCGACCCUCAGCCGGCUCCGGACAGUACUGCUGUGGCCCAAACAAACUCCUCACGUCUGGAGCUCGGCAAGUCCAUGGUACCGCUCGUCUGAUUUCCGAUCAGCCGCAGCGUUGUGUUGGACCCGCUCUCCUGUUUACCACAAAACUGUUUUCCCGAGCCUCCUUUCCUCAGCUGCAGUCUGUGUCCGACAGCUUCCUGUCAACAAGCUGUUUCACACUUCCGCUGGACUCCGCGCGCAGCCAGCUGUGCUCCUGUGGCUUCUGGCCAAAUCUCUGCAGAAGGUCUCAGCCAUCAUCGUGGGAAGAAGCAUCAGGAAAUGGUGGCAGUCUUUACCGCCCAAUAAGAAGCAGUUAUUUCGUGAGUGGGCGUGGCAGCGGCGAUGGCAUAUAACAGGAGUUGGCACAGGGCUGAUGCUCUUCAUCUCGCUCUUCUUUCUCACCUACAUGGAAGAGAGUCCUGUGACUGGCAGAAGCAGGUUACUGGUUUUCAGCAAGGAGAACAUUAUUAAACUGACAGAGUAUGCUUCAGAAAUGUACUUGGAGGAAUAUAGGAAUUCGUUCAUCCCUGAUUCUGACCUCAGGCAUCAGCUGGUUAAGCGAGUGGUCCAACACUUGGUUGAAAGAAACCAGGAUAUUGAAGGGAUGAAUUCCAUACCCUGGUCUGUUCACCUGAUAGAGGAUCCCAUCAUCAACGCUUACGUCAUGCCUAAUGGGAUGAUAUUUGUCUUUACAGGAAUGCUGGAAGCUGUUCGAGACAUCCAUCAGCUGGCUUUCGUCCUGGGGCAUGAGAUGGCCCAUGCGCUGAUCGGUCACAGCGCAGAGCAGGCUAGUUUGUCUCAUGUACUGGAUUUGUUAUCAAUGAUCCUACUGACGAUGAUUUGGGCAAUCUGUCCUCGAGACAGUCUCGCUUUGUUGGGCCAUUGGAUACAAGGCAAACUAGUUGAGGUCUUGUUUGACAGGCCUUACAGUCGGAAACUGGAAGCAGAGGCUGAUCAGGUUGGACUGCAGCUGGCAGCUAAGGCAUGUGCAGAUGUGAGAGCUGGGCCUGUGUUUUGGCAGCAGAUGGAGUUAUCUGAGCAAUUACAUGAAGAGCCCACUGUGCCUGAGUGGUUGUCCACUCACCCCUCCCACCGCAAUCGCAGCACGCACCUUGACCACCUCAUCCCAGAGGCUAUAGAGCUCCGUGCGAGAUGCGGCUGCCCUGCUCUUUCUGACCCCGAUCCCCGGGAUGUCUUUUCCAAGGCCGUACAACUGUUGCUCAAGAACACAGAGAAAGAAAAAGCAAAAGAGUUGAAGGACAGAGAACGAACAGCAGGAACACCGCAGAGAGUCCAGCCCAUUGGGGCAGCGUUGGUUAUAUCAGCUCAACAACAGACUCUGCUCAGUAAAGAAGACUUGACUCACGUCAGACUGCUGCCUAAAGAGGUUUAACCAAAAAAGUAAUGAACACUAGAAGGGUCAUUUUAUAUGAUGCGCUGUACUUUUAUUCAUCAGUACUUUCUGUUCCCAAGCAAAUAAUCAAGUUAUUCCACAAAAUCGAGUCGUACAUGAGCUGAUAGCUGACGAGGCACGUAGCACCGAGUCGGCCAUAAACCAUGUAUGACGAGAUUGAGUGGAAUAAAUGUUUUAUUCUAUCCACAUUCACUGGAUUUUGAGAAACGGAGCAUUUUUAUUUUUUGCAAAUUUAAUAAAUAACUUUUAUACGAAACGUCCGACAAAAUAAUUUCCGCUUAGUAGACUGUAAACAAACUGGUGAAAUGACAGUAGCAAUUUGUGAAAAUUUGUAUAAUAAUAAUUGUUGAAAAAUAAAGAAAGAUGCAUUCUUACCAGGGCGGCAUGGUGGUGUAGUGGUUAGCGCUGUCGCCUCACAGCAAGAAGGUCCGGGUUCGAGCCCCAUGGCCGGCGAGGGCCUUUCUAUGUGGAGUUUGCAUGUUCUCCCCGUGUCUGCGUGGGUUUCCUCCGGGUGCUCAGGUUUCCCCCACAGUCCAAAGACAUGCAGGUUAGGUUAACUGGUGACUCUAAAUUGACCGUAGGUGUGAAUGUGAGUGGGAAUGGUUGUCUGUGUCUAUGUGUCAGCCCUGUGAUGACCUGGCGACUUGUCGAGGGUGUACCCCGCCUUUCGCCCGUAGUCAGCUGGGAUAGGCUCCAGCUUGCCUGCGACCCUGUAGAAGGAUAAAGCGGCUAGAGAUAAUGAGAUGAGAUGAGGCGUCCUUACCAUCAUACUUUAUUUGAUGUUUUGUUUUUUGUAUUUUUUGGAGUUUUGUUUUCGAGUAGAGUUUUUAUUUCAUCCUCGGUUGGUUCAGCAACAUGCGCUGCCAUUUUGUUUUUCUCUACUCAUGAGAAGUAUGAGCUGAUAUCCUUGUAGUAGAGUAGCCAAUCAGAGUGCUCUAGAGUGUGCGAUUGCUCAUAUAUCCAGUGAAUGCGGAUAGAAUAAUAUCUGUUAUUGACAACUCUUCAGUUUACCUUCUUUGGCAGCCUUGCAGUAAUAGAAUGUAAUAUUGGUUGUUUGGGGAAAAAAAAUGCAAAUUACAGAUGUGAAUUUAAGUGAAUAUACAGAUAUUGGACUUGUAGCCAGCUGUGGCACGUCCGUUUUACCCGACCGCCACACGAAAUUUUGCUGUGAGAAAUGUGAAACCUGUGAAGUAAUGUAUAAGAUGUACACUGUUACUUUCGAUAUGAAUGUGAACAUUAUAUGAACAAGGCAGCGAUUGCAAUCAAGCGUCUGAUUAGCUUUAAUGGUAGGAUUAGCAUAAUAGCCCUAUGCAGAUGAAACUUUAAUUGAUGCAUUUAAUUUAUUCACUAAAGGCCAGAAUCAGCCUUUAUAUCAUGUUCAGGUGGUGCUAGCACUAACCUCUUCAUGGUAGAUACAGACUGUAUCUGUGGUGUUCUGGAAGGGACUUGUGCCACAAAGGAUCCUGUUUUUUGCUUAUACAUCACAGCGUUUCAUCUUCAUGCAAAAGUAUUUAAAAGGAAUAAUUAAUAAGCUAAUUUGAGAUUAUAAUAAUUAACAAAUGAGACUGGUCUAUGUAAAUAGUGGGCAUAUGAUAUUCACUUGUGUCAGUAAGGCUGGCAUUAUACUUUGUGUAACCGCAUGUACUGUAUGUGUGCGCAACAAUGUUUACUCGACUGUAUUUGGGGACUUGAAAGGUAGAACCACUAGAGGGCGAGUCGGCGUCCAUAGCAACCUGUUAAAGCAAUUUAACAUCAAAUAUUUUGACAAGUACAGUGGGACUGCUGUAGCUGUGGUUUUAGUUAUAAAACUGUUUACCCUGGGCCAGAAAUAUCAAGCGGAAACACCAGAAUCCCGUUCAUUUGAGAUAGAGAGAGCGAGAGCACAUUCGCAUAACUUUUCUUCCAGCACAUUGUUAGAAUUGUUUUAUUUUAUUAUUAGUUACUGUCAUUGUGUGUGUGUUUUCUAAAUCAAACUAUCAUAGGUAUAAACAAGCUUUAUAUUUGGUUCGCUACUGUCCACAUUUUCAGCUAUCCACGUUAGCUCUUGGAACGUAUCUCUCUGCAGAUAUGGCGCUCCCAUUGUAUAUUUAUUGCUGCGAAGCAGCAUGGAAAUGUCCACCAUAUCCAGGUCAUUACAGACACACUCGCUCAGAUUUGUUCAGUCUGUUGCUGAUCUCAUGUCACUCAUUGUCCCAUCAGUAUUGCAUCUUGCAAAUGCAAGAAUUCAAAUUCUCAGGACGUCCGCGACCACUCCAAUGAGUGACCUCACAAUAGGUGGGCAGCCAUGUUGUGCGCACACAUACACGGAGUUAAAAUAAAGUAUAACCCAGCCUUAAGAUGACCUGAACUUUGUAGCACGUGUUUUUGUUUUUUCUGUGUAUAGCCAGGGUUCCCAAACUAGAAUUCUUUACUGCACAUGGGGGGUUGCUUGAUUUACAAAUGGGGUCACGAAAAACUCAGUCUCGUCUUUUUGGAUGAAUUAGUAUCAAUUUUUUUUUUGGCAUAUAUUUACUGUGAGUCACAUUCAAACCUUCAAGCUGCAUUUACAUCAAGAGUUCAACACUGACGAUUUAUUAUGCAGGAAGUCCAACAUUCCCACUAGACUGGUAAAUCGGUGCAAGGAACUUUGUUUGUUUUAAAUCACUUUUUCCCACACAUGUUGCUUACACAAUGAAAUGUUGACUUGCUACUGUAGUCGUCGUGUGGUCACAGAUUGGGAUCGCAGAAAAUUCAUAAUGUCCAUUUGGGUUUGUUUGGUCAAAUGGUUUGGGGAACCCUGGUGGAUAGGUAAAUACUUUGCUCAGGGAUUUUCUCAUCACUUUCAUUGUAACUCAUUAAAAAAAGGGUGUAUUUUUGGAUCAAAUUAUCAUUCGACUACAACAAAAGAAACACUUCUAAACAAUGCAGACAAUAUUUUUUCUUUUUAAAACGUGAAGUCUUUAUAUACCCAUAUUGUGUUUUUCUAUAAGAAUGAGCCAGAUGAUCGCUGAGGUUAAAGGGAAAAGAAAAACAAACAUUUUUACUAUUGCCAUUUUCGGGUGAAUGUGGAUAUUAAAAGUUGAUGUUUCUCAUCCCCGGUGUUCUGGUAGACUGUCAUGAGGCACUCGGAGCAGACCUGCAGUGCCCGCCGGCAUCCGGGUGCUUAUACCGUGCCAGUAUCUGGCCAGUGUGUUUGGGUGAAAAUUGGUAGCAUGGUCUAAGAGCUUCCUUUGCUUUUGAACACGCCAUGGGCCGGCUGUUCCCACAGGAGAGCUGAAGCAGAAACUCAUUACUAGCUGUAAAAUUGCGUAAAGAACAUCAAGCUGCUGGCUGUCACCCACCAAGUCAAUUAGAAAGAGGAGAGGAGAAGAGAGGCCUGGAGGGAGUAUGAGGAAGAGGGGAGAAAUCUGGAAAAAGAGGGAUGGAUUUUUAGACAUGGGGCUGGAGAGUGAGUUGGGGAGAUGCAGUCCACUGUAAUUUGGACAGUUGUCCUGCAGAUCAGACAUGCCAGGACUUUAUAGAGGGUUUGAUGGCAUGUCUUGUCUUCAGACUUUUAAACAUCAGGCUAGCAUGCUUGCUGAAUAGUCCGAUCGAGAAGAGCCAUCUUUGGACUGAUUGAUCUCAAGUACUGAAAUGAGUUGUUUGUGCCGGAGGAACAAGGCACGUACACUUGGUGGCAGUAUAAAGUACUGUAUACAUAUAAAAUGUGAGCUAGUAUUCAACUGAUACACUUGGACUUUGUGAAAACUGGAUCUGAGUAUCCAGCAAAAGAGAUCUGUCAAAGUUUUGCUAUGCUUGCUAUCAUGAUUGAGAAUUUCAAUUAGAUUUUGUUUGUAUAGCGCUUUUAUCA